ACUAGCGACAUGAUACAUAUACGUAUACUUAGCCCAUUCAAUGAAGUAUAUAUGCAUUUUGUGAAAGUUACGCAUUGUAUUUUUCAACUAGUCAACAGCAGCAAGCCAUGAUGGCGACAAGUUUUGAUUGCAGUUUCGAUUUACGUUUGAGAAAUUUAUCGUGAUGAUCUUAAUUAUACUUUUCUUCUAGUUGUUUCUAAUAUCCGCGGGAUUUCUUGUUAUUUUAUUUCAAUUAAUUUUACAAAUCGUAAAUUUCAUUAUGGUAAAAUUAACGGAAGAAAUGGUCGUGGCUCGAACACGAAUGUCUGACUUCUCUGCUGUGAAGAAACUUAAUUGUUGGGGUACAGAAUUGACUGAUGUAAGCAUUUUAAGGAAAAUGAAAAAUGUGGAGGUAUUGUCAUUAAGUGUAAAUAAUAUCAAUACUCUUGCUGAUUUUCAAUACUGUUUAAGUCUUCAAGAUUUGUUUGUAAGAAAGAAUAAUAUUAAAGAUUUGAACGAAGUUUGUUACCUUCAAGGAUUACCUAAUUUACGAAAUCUAUGGCUUGGUGAAAAUCCUUGCGCCGAAAAAGAAGGGUAUCGAAUGGCUGUUUUGAGAGCUUUACCAAACUUGCAGAAACUCGAUGACAAAGUCGUGUCACCCGAAGAAGUGCAAACUGCAUUAGCAAGAGGGCGAAUUUUAGUUCAUCCUCUUGAUAUGGAUGCAUCCCCUCCUCAGUCGGAUACAGUUAGUCCAGAAGAUAUUGCUACUGAAUAUAUAGAAGAAACUGAAGUGAUAAGACAUCGAAGAUACAGUUCCUCGAGUGAUCAGAGAAGUUUCGAAGAAACGCAGCAUGCUCAAGAAGAAUAUCAUGAUCCGGAUCACAGAAAUGCAAAUUAUAAUACUUCGCCGUCCCAUCAUUAUUCACAAAAUAAUCAGUAUACGUAUGAACUACAGAAUGGACAGUCAAAGAAUGAAAGCAAAGACGAUACUGCACGUACAGAGACACGCAGCGUCAAUGAAAGUGUGGCCACUAACACUAUUGAAAUAAUCAAGGAAUACGAUGACCGACCAGCAGUUUCUAGGCACAAUGGGGAUUACGAUGAAAGACGAAAUUACGUGGAAUAUGGUAAUAACGAUACACCUCAACGUUCUUAUCCACCAACAUCUCCUCGAAUGCAGUACUCGGUUAAUGAAUCCGUGGACGACAGACGCGCAGAAAGGAACCAUUAUGAUUAUGAUAACAGAUUGAAACCAGAAUACGAGGAACAUCAUGAUCAAAGAAUAAAAUCGGACUAUGAGGAACAUCAACUACCAUCUCAACCUAGACGAAUGACUGUUCAUCAUAAUGUUGAACGGCAGGAAGAUUCGACUCAAGUGCCUGGUUGGGUAAGACAUUCUGACAAGGACAAAUGUAGAUCUCAGUUUCAUUAUCAUAGAAGACCUGUUACGAGAAACUCAAACAUAUUAUCAGCUGUAUUAUGCUUGGUUAAAGAACUUGACUAUCCAAGUUUAGAAGUGGUAGAAAUGGCUGUUAGGAAUCGAAUGGACGAAUUAGAGGAAUGAUGUUUCU
Molecule: messenger RNA, 1550 nt
Organism: Megachile rotundata (alfalfa leafcutting bee)
Lineage: Eukaryota; Metazoa; Arthropoda; Insecta; Hymenoptera; Megachilidae
Biological process (GO): cytoskeleton organization
Source: RefSeq, a predicted model, not a curated record